UGGGUUUUUUAUUCAAAGCCUUACCAUUUAUUUCCUAGUGAGUUAUUUUGGCGACUUGAACAUCAUCAACUGUUUGUUGGGUUAUCAACAAGUAUUUCGUAACUUGGGCAAAGAGGAAAGCAUAUGGGAGGCUUCUCUUUAAGACUUUUACAAGAGUCACCUUCCAGCUAUUGGUUACUUCAUCGAGAAGAACCACGCGUUCCUUGUCCCUUGUUUCGAAACUCGUUAAAGUUUCGUCACGUAAUGUUUUAUGGACAGAAGAAGAAAACUUUGGACUUGGUGAAUCGUCCGUUAGGUGUUAUCAACGGAAUUCUUCUAGGUUACAGCAUCGGUAACUUUCACGACGUUUUUUCCAAGGCUUGGUGUCCAUUGAACGAACCCCACUGUCGACGCUUUGCUAUGGAUUUGAAGAAUGGAGAGUUUUUGGAGGUUCACUGGUAUAACGAAAACAUAUGUCUUCUAUCGUGGCGCCAAGCAAUGCGCUCGGUGCACCAAUAUUUUGUGUUGUACGAGACACCACCACCUUCCAAGUUACCGUUUAAACUAAAAGGUAGUGUGGAAUUGGUGUUACAAGUGGAACCGAAACGAAAAUACAGUUUAUCAGUCAACGCUGAAGAAGAAACUUGUGACGAGUUUGAAGACGAGACGCCAUUUGCUUUUCCUGGUAUGAAAGAAGCGUUACGUCGUGUAGUAGGAGUAUUUGAAGGUACGGGAAGAAGAGCCAGCUAUAAUCCUUUCAAUCUUUCCGUAACGGACGAUUUUACCUUUCCGUACAAACAAGUCAGCUAUAUUUUACAAGACCAUUCGUCGAUUGCGGAAGAUGAAGAGGCUCGACUGUUUUCAUCAUUCGGGGUAGUGGAACCUCCUUUGUUUUCUAUUUCGUUGCCAGUGGUGACGACCACUUUGGAAGGUGCUGUGAUGCAAGAAAUUCUUAGACAAGAAAGCUUCCAUCUUCAAGCAAGCGACCCAAAUAUCAGCGAUGAAGCAUUUCAGAAAAUUGCUACGAGAGAGAAGAGAUGGAGUCGACGUCUUUGGAGGAAUUUUCGACGACAAUUGUGUGAGAGACGUUGUGGGAUAGAAGAAGCCAUAGUUCCGCUGAUUGCGCAUAGUGCAGCGAUGCAUCUCGGCUUUUCACUUUCUGCAAGUACUUUAAAACAACAUCAUGUACAGUUUGCUACUAGUGUGGACGAUGAGGAGAUUCGAGUUCUCAUAUCUUCGUUAUUGAAGUUGGCAAAUGGUCUUUGGAUAGUUUCUUCAUCAGGAGAAAAUCUAUUUAUGGUUGAUCCAUCUCAGAAACAAAGUCAUCAGUCGUCUCAAACAUAUCGUCCUACAAACGAUAAGAGCAACACAGAAAGUGUGACCAGUCGAGGUGACAACUGGUCAUCUUCAAUAGCGGUAUGGAAAGAAGAGAAUAGGGAAACUAGUUCCUUUAUGAAUGAAGAAGAACCUCGGCGUCCCCAUUCACAACCUUUUGUAGGAACAAACAAGAAUGAGCAAGAAGCGUUGAUAGAAAAAGUGGAAAGGUUGGAAAGUCAGAAUGCAAUCUUGAUACAACGAAUUCAGCAACUGGAACGUGAAAGAGAUCGUUAUUUGGCAUCUAUAGGGAACAACCAUGUCGACAAGUUAGAAUCGGAAGGGAGGGAAGAAGAUAGUUACUAUUAUAACGAGUUGAACCAAAUUCUUCGGAAUAUUGAUAAUAGUGUAUAUAACGAGUGGGAAGUAGUAGAGAAGAGUCAGAGUGAUUUUUUGUUGUAGAAAACGAAACGAUAUCUAAACCUAAAAGUCCUGAACUUGUGUGGUUCAAAGACAAUACGUUUGUCUUACAACCC
Molecule: messenger RNA, 1829 nt
Organism: Galdieria sulphuraria
Lineage: Eukaryota; Rhodophyta; Bangiophyceae; Galdieriales; Galdieriaceae
Exons: 4
Coding region: 124-1755 (543 amino acids)
Source: RefSeq, a predicted model, not a curated record